Messenger RNA from Daldinia caldariorum, 3423 nucleotides. RefSeq lists its product as uncharacterized. Gene Ontology annotation, biological process: transmembrane transport. The record is from RefSeq and is a predicted model, not a curated record. Lineage: Eukaryota; Fungi; Ascomycota; Sordariomycetes; Xylariales; Hypoxylaceae. Bases 369 to 3293 code for a protein of 974 amino acids. Gene Ontology annotation, cellular component: membrane. The transcript is spliced from 4 exons. Gene Ontology annotation, molecular function: ATP binding; ATP hydrolysis activity; ABC-type transporter activity.
UCUCAUAGACGGGAUCACCUCGGAUCAGACAGACCCUUAAUUCUUUCCCUUUUCCCUUCUUUUAUUAGGUACGCUAGUCUCGAGUCAGUCUGCUCCAGAGUUGUGGCUUUCGCCACUAACACCGUCUGGUGACCUGCCCCACCAGAACAUGGACUCGGGAUUACACUAACUUGAGCCGAGCUUUAGAACACUUGACUUUCAAUUUCUUGUUGAUUUCUUGAAAAUCACCCGCUGCCGUAGGCAAGCAUCCAAAAAGGCAUCGCAGUCAGGCAGUUGCGGGCUCUACUGCUUGAAGAAAUUGGGGGUUGUGAUCGUGUGUGUCUGCGGCAAUGACCCAGUACAAGCAUUGUCAUCAGUAAUAUAGCAAGAUGGCGGAAGUCAUCAUCAACCCUCCCGACUCCCUGGCGGAGAGGGUUCGAGACAUCACUCAGUAUCUUUACCCGGACCUCCUUCUGUUUGUCUUCAUUGUUGUCGGCGCUACCCACUCCGUCUACACCGCUAUGCGUAAGGAGGAUGUGGUUGCACCUACUGUUCGAGGCCCAGGCGGCAAGCCGCUACCAGUCACCAAGAGGAGAUUGUCCGACGACGACGCGUCGGAACCUGAAAAAUUCAGCCCACAUGCUAGGAGGUUUUUCCAGUAUUCUAUGAUUGUAGCGACCUCGACAUUUAUUGCUAUGGGCGGUGCAAUUGCUACACGUGCCUUGAUCCACAGGGACGCGGAAGGCGAACAUGGCUGGUGGUGCGGCGAGCCGAAAACUGUGUUUGUGCUCGGAUCGGCAUUUCUUUAUGUGUACUGGACUUUGACGAUGUUCGACUGGAAAAGUAGCCCGAGCCUGGUUCAUAUCCUCACUUGGAGCUUUGCGCUUAUUGGGGAAAUCAUCAUCUUCGUUUGCGACGCGGUAGUCUUAUCCGGCCCCCAUAAACUCAUGGUCAAUCUCAAUCGUCAAAAAUACGUGAUUGUAAGCGGCCUUAACAAGUGGGAUAUGGUCGACCUCGGCCUAUCACUCGGAAGAAUCGCUAUUCUGGUCGGUAUGCUCCUAGUUUAUUAUACCAUUAUCCUUAUAAGAACCCGGGAGCAGCCGGAAAAAUACGAGCAAGGGCAGGAAUAUCAUUACGAAGCUGACGAAUCCACGCCACUCCUGAAUGGCGACGCUAAUGGCUACCGCACCAAUGGACAUGCUUCUCACCCGGGCGCAAACGGCGCCGCCAACGGUAACGCUAACGGCACUGCCGAUGCGAGCCACCCCAUGGUUGACGAAGAUGCCGGGUUUUACCGUCCGGAAAAGCUACCGCAUACCACCUGGUUUGAGUAUCUUCGUGGUUACUCCGUUUUUUUCCCGUACAUGUGGCCUAAUAAGCAACUGCGGCUCCAGAUUAUUGUAGUAAUCUGUUUCAUUCUAUUAGCUCUGCAGCGAUGGGUGAAUAUUAUGGUCCCUUACCAGAUCGGUACGGUCACCAACCAGCUCUCUGGAGAUGAUCUGAAGGAUGGCGAGAAGCGUACGAUGCCGUGGCUCCCGCUCGGCUUGCUCAUUCUGUAUAAGCUACUGCAGGGCCCGUCUGGGCUUUUAGGAUCUUUGAGAUCUCUGCUAUGGAUUCCCGUUUCUCAGCACACGUAUCGAGCUCUUACCACAUCCGCAUUCGAGCACGUGCAUUCCCUAAGCCUCGAUUUCCACCUAGGAAAAAGGACCGGCGAGGUUUUAUCAGCGUUGAACAAGGGCUCUUCGGUCAACUCCUUCCUCGAGCAAGUUACAUUCCAAGUUUUUCCGAUGCUCAUCGACUUGUUUGUUGCUAUCAGCUACUUUUACGUCAGGUUUGAUGCCGUAUAUGCUGUCAUCGUUUGCGCAAUCACAUUCUAUUAUUUGUUUUUGACAAUACGAAUGGCGUCUAAGACCGCCGACCAGAGGCGAGCCAUGUCCAACGCGGACAGGGAGGAAGAGGCAGUCAAGAAUGACUCCAUUAUCUCGUACGAGACGGUAAAGUAUUUCAACGCGGAAGACUUCGAAUUCAAUCGUUAUAGAGAGGCCAUAAACAAUUUCCAAGUCGCCGAGGCCAAGGUUACGUGGAGUAUAAGUACGAUGAACAUUUGCCAGUCGUUGGUUUUUAUGAUAGGGAUGCUGGUUGCCAUGAUGCUUGGGUCAUAUCAGGUAACAAUGGGCACCCGAAAAGUAGGUGACUUUGUUACAUUGAUGACCUACCUGAGCCAGCUCCAGGGUCCACUCAACUUCUUCGGCACAUUCUACCGUACCGUCCAGCAAGCCAUGAUAUCCGGGGAGCGUCUCCUGGAGCUUUUCAAGCAACGUCCGACGGUGGUGGAUCGUCCAGGCGCCGCUAACGUCACUUCGUGUGAAGGCCGUGUCGAAUUUUCUAAGGUCAAAUUCGCAUACGACAAGAGGAAGCCUGCGCUUAGGAAUCUCACCUUCACAUGUGAGCCCGGCACGACUACGGCGCUCGUCGGCGAGUCCGGUGGCGGGAAAUCUACCCUUUUCCGACUAAUGUAUCGCUACUUCAACUGCCAGGAGGGUAACAUUAAAAUAGACGGGCGCGAUAUUAAGGAUGUCACUAUCGAUUCUGUUCGACGCUACAUAGGAGUAGUGCCGCAAGAUACGGUAUUAUUUAACGACACCCUCAUGUACAACCUGAGGUACGCCAACCAGCAUGCGACCGACGACGAUAUUAUUGCCGCAUGUCAAGCCGCCAGCAUACAUGACAGGAUCAUGUCUUUCCCCGACGGCUAUAACACCAAGGUCGGAGAGCGAGGCCUUCGCUUAAGUGGCGGUGAGAAGCAGCGGGUUGCGAUUGCCCGAACCCUGCUUAAGAAUCCUAAAAUUAUCAUGCUGGACGAGGCUACAUCGGCUCUUGAUAGCCACACGGAGCAACAGAUUCAGUCCCGACUAGCUACCAUCGGCCGCGGCCGUACGUUGCUAAUCAUCGCACAUCGUCUAUCUACUAUUACCCACGCAGAUCAAAUUCUUGUUCUGCAUCAAGGAACUAUCGUCGAGAAGGGAACGCACGAGAAGCUUCUUGAGCUUAAUGGUCGAUACGCAUCUAUGUGGAAUCGCCAGGCAAAGGCCGAAAAAGCAGCCGAGGACGCACGUAAUGCGACGCGUAAGGCUGAAAAGCUUUUGCGAAAGGCUAAUAUCCCUUCUCCUCCGGGAGACCACCACAACCGGAAUGAGCACUCUAACAAUGACGACUCGAGCAGCUCGUCCGAUGAGUCUGUUACUCUCGGACGACAUGGUAGUCAGUCCGAUUCUACGACGCCGGUUGAAGGCUCCCCUCGAUCGACCCACUAAUUCUAAUGUUCACAACUGCACAACUGACUCGGGCUCGAUUCAUGUCCAUAUUCCCAUUUUCCGCGAUAUAUAAUUUUAUUGCCUAAUGAGCUUCUCACGCACCCGGGCUACCGGGUGCUGCAUUAAACAU